AUGAAACCUCUUAGUGAUGAUGAUUCCAAAAGGUUGUUCUAUAAAAGAAUAUUUUCUCAAGAGAGUGGAUGUCCUCGUGAAUUAGAAGAAGUGUCCACAUGCAUAUUGAAGAAAUGUGGUGGAGUGCCAUUAGCCAUAAUUACUAUAGCUAGUCUUUUGGCUAGUGAUCAACAUCUAAAACCAGAGGAUGAGUGGCACAUUUUGCUAGAGUCUAUUGGCCGUGGACUUACCAAAGACCACGGUGUAGAGGAGAUGAUGAGGAUACUAUCAUUUAGCUAUUAUGACUUGCCUUCCCAUCUAAGAACAUGUUUGUUAUAUCUAAGCAUGUUUCCAGAAGAUCGUGAGAUUAUGAAAGAUCAAUUGAUAUGGAUGUGGAUUGCUGAAAGUUUUGUCCAAUGUGAAAAAGCAAAAACUAGUCUCUUUGAGAUCGGAGAGACUUACUUCAAUGAGUUGGUGAACAGAAGCUUGAUCCAGCCGGUAUACAAUUAUCGUGGCUUUGUAUAUGCUUGUCGUGUACAUGAUAGUGUGCUUGAUCUAAUUUGUUCAUUGUCAAAAGAAGAGAAUUUUGUUACCAUAUUGAAUGGCACCCAUGAUAGCAUUUCUUCUCAGAGAAAUGUGCGUAGGUUGUCCCUCCAAAAUACAAUCAAAGAAGAACAUCAAACAAUGCCUCUUAUUUCUGGGAGUAUAUUACAAGUGAGGUCUAUUGCCACAUUUAAAUCUGCUAUUGGUCUAUUGCCGCCUUUGUCGAGCUUCGCUGUUCUACGUGUGCUGGAUUUGACUGGAUGUAAUGUUGGUGAUCAUAACCAUCUAAACCUUCAGGACUUGGGGACUUUAUUUCACCUGAGGUACCUAGGUCUGGCCGAUAUAGGAAUUUCUGAGGUCCCAGAAGUUGGAAAGUUACAGUUUUUACAGGUGUUGGAUUUGAGUGGAAAUUAUGAUAUAAAGAACUUCCAUUAA
Messenger RNA from Triticum aestivum (bread wheat), 957 nucleotides. RefSeq names its product disease resistance protein RGA5-like. Gene Ontology annotation, molecular function: ADP binding. Lineage: Eukaryota; Viridiplantae; Streptophyta; Magnoliopsida; Poales; Poaceae. Gene Ontology annotation, biological process: defense response to other organism. The transcript has a single exon. The coding region runs from base 1 to 957 and encodes 318 amino acids. The record is from RefSeq and is a predicted model, not a curated record.